Molecule: messenger RNA, 3788 nt
Organism: Chara braunii
Lineage: Eukaryota; Viridiplantae; Streptophyta; Charophyceae; Charales; Characeae
Source: the annotation of a GenBank genome assembly
UGAUGCAUGUUUCUGGAUAUGGUUGUGACCGUUGACGUGAAUCGCUGGAUACUGUCAAGACUAAGAUGCUUGUGUAUUUUCUCCGUGUGGAAGCUGUGUGCGCUUCUGUUUGCUCUCUCGUUUCCGUUGCUCCGCUGCCGUUCGGCCAUCUGCGUCCUUCAACGUCACUGCCCUCCCCUCUGCACGAGGCUUGUCGUCUUCCACGUGUCAGCAGCUAUUGUGCACGCCUGGUUCUUCUUGUUCUGUGCAUGGGGUUUGUCGUCUUCCACGUGGCAGCAGCUAUUGUGCACCCCUGGUUCUUCUUGUUGUCUUAAGUCUCAGCCGCAACGUCACUGCCCCCCUCUGCAUGAGGUUUGUCGUCUUCCACGUGGCAGCAGCUAUUGUGCACGCCUGGUUCUUCUUGUUCUCUGCAUGAGGUUUGUCGUCUUCCACGUGGCAGCAGUUAUUGUGCACUCCUGGUCCUUGAUGUCUCAAGUUUCAGCCCCAACGUCACUGCCCCCCUCUGCAUGAGGUUCGUCGCCUCUCUAACGUAGCAGCAGCUGUGCUGCACGUGCACGCCUGAUUCGUCUUGUUCUGUUAGUGCGAGCCGUUUGCUGUGUACUCGAGCCUCGCUCUCGUCUCUACCACGUGGCAGAACUGUCUGCUAUAGUCGCCGUCGUUCUCCUACGGGGCAUUGUUCGCCCAUGUGGCAGCAGCAUGCUUGGGCUCGUUUCGUCCUUGUGUACUCUGCUGUGCGCUUGAAGUCCGUCGCCCUUCCUUCCACGUGGUAGCUGUGUGAUUUAGUCGUCGCGACCGUCUUCUUGCGUCGCAGGAUAUAGUUCGCCCACGUGGCAGCAGCAUGCAUUGGGCUCGAUUCGUCUUCCCACAGGCUCUGCCAUGGCCUCUAUGUCCGUCGUCCUUCGACGUGGUAGCUCUGUGAUGUAGUCGUGACCGUCUUCCUGCGUGGCAGCAUACCUUUCGCCCACAGGGCAGUAGCAUUCGUGGGCUUCUUCCACGUGGCAGCUGUGCUGAUGAGCGCUUGAGCUCUUCGCUGUUUUAGUUGGCUGGCAGGUGGUUGCUGUGCUGCGAGUCCCUCUCACGUGUCUCUACACGGCAAGUUCUCUCUCUUAUCGCUCCCCUCGUCGACGCGCCUGCUGUGUGGUCGACUGGCCUCUUUCUCCUCCAACGUCUCAGGUAUGACGGACUUGAGCGGGUCAGCAAUAUCCACGUGGCAGCUUCUUUGCCAUAGUUUCGGUCGCCCGCCUUCCACGUGGCAGUUGUGCGUUCGAGCUUUCGUCGCCCUUCCACGUGGUCGCUGUGCCUCGGUCCACGUCGGUCGUCGACGUGGCAGCAUUAGGCCGCCUGAGUUUCGUAGUUGCUCCACGUGGCAGUUGUUCGUCCGCCUGGCAGCUGUAUGUCCGAGGUACCGUCUGGUACUGUCUUGGGAAGAUACCGUCUUGUUCUUCCACGUGGCAGCUGUGUGUGCUCGAGUUCCUCUGCCGUUGCCCGGAGUUUUGAUAUAGGCGUUGCCGCUCCAUUUCCCGUCCUUCUUGUCUGACGGAUGGGGUUGGCGUUGCCUCUGUUCGGGGGGGAGGCGGGGGAGGCCGCGCGGAGGAGAGAAGAGAGGAGGGGGAAGGAGAGGAGAAGGGACAGGGGGAAGUGUACUGCUGACGAGUCUUACGGUGGCUUGAGCAAUGGCUACGAACAGCUUUGGGUUCGUUUUUGGAGAGAGAGAGAGGGAGGGGUUGGGAAGGGAGAGGGAGGGAGGGGCUUUUGGCUUUGUUUGCCGUCCGAAAGGGGGGGGGGAGCGGGAGGGGGGGGAGGCGGGUGGUUUCGGUCUUUGCUUGGCCUUUACUGGGGGCCCUUUAGCGGGGUCUUAGGUAAUUGGUUUUGACCUUCGCGCUCUUCUUUUUUCAGAUUCCAUUCUCCCUUUUCACCCCUUAAUUAGAUCAGUUGAAGUGAAAGGGGGGUAGCCCUUAGGAUUGCUGUCGGUUCGGUCUUUGCUGGGUCAAAAGGAGGGUAGCCCCUAGCAUUGGGGGCCCUUAAUUAGGUAGCCCUUUAGGAGGGUAGCCCUUAUUGGGGGCCUUUAACGGGGUCUUAGGUGAUUGGUUUUGACCUCCGCUCUCUUUUUUUUAAGAUCUCUUUCUCCCUUUUUCACCCCUUAAAUAGAGCAGGAGAACAGUUGAAGAGAAAGGAGGAGGGUAGCCGUUAGGAUUGUUGAAUCCCACAGGAUUUGAAUCUUUUUGGUAUUUCUUACUUCAAGAGGUAUGUAUCAUUACGCCACCGCGAAGGUGUACACUUAAUACUCAUGUUUUUGAGUAUUCUUUUUUUUUUUUUUUUCCUUUCUGUUCUUGGAACUUGGCUUCUGCUUGUCUGGACGGUCGCACAGCCUUCUUUUGGGUUCCCUCUUUUGGUUAUGUUGUGUAUGAUGGGUAUGAUGAUGCUUAAGCUGGUGAGAGCUAUGGCCAUGGCCGUUUUAGUGGCGUGACUUUUGGACUUGUAUGGCUGGUUCGUGUUGGUCAAGCUUUGGCUAUGGUUUGUUCGUCGUGCUGAGUAUUGGCUAUGGCCGGUUGCUGAAUGACUGUUUUGACGUUCAUUCUCGUGGCUUUUGGCCUUGAAUGGGUGGGUGGGGGGAGUUCAUCCUCCUGGCUUUCAGCUUUGUAUUGGUGGGGUUCGUUCUCGAGAUUUUGGCCUUGUAUGGGUCGCGUUGACUCACGUGAAGUUUGGCCUUGUAUGCGGCUGGUUCUUGUUCGUCAGACUUGGGCUAUGGCUUGUUCCUGUUGAGUUUUGGCUAUGGCUUGUUAGUGAUCAUCAGUUUUUUACGUUCAAUCUUCUCUCUUGGCCUUGUACGGGUGGUGUUCGUUCUCGUGACGUUUGGCCUUGAAUGGGUUUGUGUGGGUUGGUUGUUAUGUCUUUUGACCCUUGUACGGGUGGGGUUCGAUCGUGUGGCUUUUGGCGGCCAUGUAUGGGUGGGGUCGUCGUCAGCUGUGACUUUCAGGCUACUUGACUUUUGGCCUUGAAUGCGUGGGGGGGGGUUCAUCCUCCUGGCUUUCAGCCUUGUAUCGGUGGGGGGUUCGUUCUCGUGACCUCGCCCUUGUAUUAUGGUUCGUUUACUCGCGUGAAGGCUGGUCUUGUAUGCGGUUGGUUUUGAUGGUCAGACUUGGGCUAUGGCGUCUUCGUCUUGCUGAGUUUUGGCUAUAUGGCUAUGGCGUCUUCGUCUUGCUGAGUUUUGGCUAUAUGGCUAUGGCGUCUUCGUCUUGCUGAGUUUUGGCUAUAUGACUGGCCUUGUAUGCGGCUGGUUCAUGUUUGUUAGACUUGGGGUAUGGCGUGUUCGUCUUGCUGAGUUUUGGCUAAACGACUGGUUGAUGGGCGUCAGCUUCGAGGUCGUUGGUGUCACUGUUGGCCUUUUCAGGCUGAUUCAAUCUCUCGGAAAUUUUGGCCUUGUAUGGCUUGUUCAAGCCAUGGUGAUCAGCUUUGGUUAUGGCUUGUUCGCCCUGCUGAGCUUGGAUAUGGCGGGUUGAUGAUGGUCAGCUUUGACUAUGUGCGGCCUGUUCCGUUCUAUAAGCCAAGCAGCCGUGGUUCGAGUCGGUACUGCGGCUGCUGGGGAGGAUGGAACGGUUUUUUUUUUUUUUUUUAAGAGUGUAUACGUCUACUUCAAAAAUAUUUCGAGGCCGGGGUCCUCACAGUCUACCCGGAAGAAAAAACUGCUGGGAGUCGGGGAUUAAAAUUCAUUUUUGGCAAAUUCAUAUUUGUCGUAAUCUCGCUUCCGAUUAAAGAGCUUUUUACCAGAGGUAUAAACCACCACCGUC